Molecule: messenger RNA, 498 nt
Organism: Onthophagus taurus
Lineage: Eukaryota; Metazoa; Arthropoda; Insecta; Coleoptera; Scarabaeidae
Source: RefSeq, a predicted model, not a curated record
GUUAAGGGCAGGUUUGGACAAGUUCCGCAUACGCCACACACUAGUAGUACUGAUAAUUUUAAAAUGGCGAACUUUAUAAACAACAAAGACUUUUGGAGCGAAUUUAUUAAUCUAUAUCGCCAGUUGCCAGAAGUGUGGAAAGUGAAGAGUGAUGUGUACAAAAAUAGAAACAAGAAGAACGUCGCGUAUGAAAAACUAACCGAAAAAUUAAAGGAAAUAGAACCUAGCGCCGAUAGAGAGAUGGUGCGAAAGAAAAUAAAUGUUUUGCGUACUGCGUAUCGGAGGGAAUUGAAAAAAGUAGUGGCGAGCUAUAGAUCUGGCACAGGCACCGAAAAUCUUUAUGAACCAAGUUUAUGGUAUUUUAAAGGAUUAGAUUUCCUUAGAGACCAAGAAAGUCAAUUACCAGGGACUUCUACCAUGGACGAGCCCCAAGAGACUGAAAAUGAAGGCAGGGAUUCUUCUCGGGACGAUGGUAACCCAGAAGCAAAUGCAAAAUAG